Topomyia yanbarensis is the source of this 2685-nucleotide messenger RNA. RefSeq names its product nuclear pore complex protein Nup93-1 (gene Nup93-2). Lineage: Eukaryota; Metazoa; Arthropoda; Insecta; Diptera; Culicidae. Gene Ontology annotation, molecular function: structural constituent of nuclear pore. The record is from RefSeq and is a predicted model, not a curated record. The transcript has 4 exons. Bases 221 to 2665 code for a protein of 814 amino acids. Gene Ontology annotation, biological process: poly(A)+ mRNA export from nucleus; protein import into nucleus. Gene Ontology annotation, cellular component: nuclear pore.
AUAAACAAGCAUAAGUCGCCGAUAGAAAUACUGUGAUUACCGCUCAAAACGAGGUUUUUUCCACGUUUACUACAACAAAUCCUUGUGAAAAAGAUUAGUUUUUAUCAUAAAUUAACAACGAACUAAAAAUUCACGGAAGAAGCAUCAUCUAGACGGAAAAAACAUCUUUUGAACUGCCACCAUCUCUAUCAAAUAUUACGAACGAAUUGAGGUUAGGAAAAUGGAUUUCAGUACCCUUCUGCAACAAGCCCAGAAACUGACCCACGAGACGCAAGUAUCGGAUGACUUGCCACGGGUGGAACGCACCCUGCCGCAGGUCCUGCAGGCCACGCAGGAACUGCAUUCGCGGGUAUCCCAGACCGGGGCGCAGGAUAUGCAAGCCCACAUCUUGUUGGGUCACAAGGGUAUCGAUCUUCCGAAAAUUUCCCAAAAAUUAGAAACGCUGAGCUCCCGGAAGACCUUUGAACCGUUGGACCCAAUUUCAACGACCGAUAUUCAGAGCUUCUUGCGCAACGAAAAAGAAAAUGCCAUUCUUUCGGUCAUUGAGGAAGUACACAAGAACUCAUUCCAGGCGGCCCAGAACCAAAAGUGGGAGCACACGAUGAACGAUUGGAAGCUGGAAAAGGUGAAGCUAAUGAAUGCAUUGAUUGGACCGUCACAGAACUGGAUCGACAUUCGGAAAGGGCCGGAGCCGACAAUUCUGAACGAGAGCACCUUCGGUGGACGAUCGUCCAUGAACAAUCAGGAGAUGGCCUACGCCCGGGAGGUGUACGAGUACAACAAGCUGAUCAAUGAAGGAGCGAUGCGGCCGUCACUGGUGCAACGCUUUGCUCAGGUAGCGGAAAGCUUCAACGAUUCAAAGGUGAAUGACAUCUGGGAAAUUAUGAAAUACAUGACGAAUGUGACGCCCAGUCCGAGGACACAGGAUCCACUGAGGGUGCGCUGCACCCAGACGCAAUUUAUUGAACAGGCUAAGCGGUAUCUUGAGAAUCGCUACAAACUGUUUAUGCAGACGGUUAUCUCGGAACAUUUACGAGACGCCCAGCGGGGUGGCAUUCCGAGUAUUUUAAAUUUGGUCGGGUCGUUUGUGGGGCUAAAGUUUGCCAAUCAGAAUAAUUCCAGCUUCAUCGGGCUGCAGGAUGGACACGUGGACGGAAAGCCUCUGUGGCCAAUGGUGUACUACUGCCUGCGUUGCGGAGAUAUUGCCUCGGCGCUAAAGUGCAUGCAGAUGGCUGGACCGGGUCAUGACGAUUUUAUUACAGUCCUGGAAGAGAAAUGUAGGAAUCCUGGCCAGAAAAUCAACCCGAAGUUGGAACUUCAAAUUCGUAUGCAGUACAAGAGACAGAUUCGGAAUGCCAUCGAUCCUUACAAGCGAGCCGUAUACUGCAUCAUCGGUUGCUGCGACAUUCAAGAACAGCACCCGGAGGUAGCCAAGAGCUCCGAUGAUUUUCUGUGGAUUCAGCUAUCGUUAAUACGUCCCGAGUCGGACGACAACUCGGAACAUCUGACCUAUUCCGGACUGCAGGCUAUGAUUCUGGAACAGUACGGUGAGAAGCACUUCAAUGCCAAUGAUCAGCCGCAUCUGUACUAUCAGGUUCUCGCGCUGACCGGGCAGUUUGAAGCAGGCAUUGAGUUUCUGUCCCGCUUCGAGAAGUACCGGGCUCAUGCAGUGCAUAUUGCGCUGGCUUUAAAUGAACUACAUAUGAUUGGUGGUCCUAGGAAUCUGCAAGAACCGUUGCUAUCGGUGGACAUUGAAGACCCUCAACCAAUGCGUCGACUUAACAUUGCUCGACUGAUCAUGCUUUACGUGAAAAAGUUCGAAAUAACUGAUCCGGCAGAAGCACUGCAAUAUUUCUUCUUCCUGAGAAGUCUGAAGGACAGCGAUGGUCGCAACUUGUUUUUGGUUUGCGUAUCUGAUCUAGCAAUUGAGUGCCGAGACUUUGAUUUGCUCUUUGGUAAGAUGCAGAGAGAUGGAAUACGUUCCCGCGGGUUGAUCGAUCAGUUUGAGAGCAGUCACAUCGACGCUAGAAUGGCCUGUGAACUGAUCGCCGAGGAGUUUGUCAAAAAGGGUAUGUUCGAAGAUGCCAUAAAGCUGUUCGACUUAGCGGGAAAUCAAGAGCAGGCUUUGCGCUACACUUCCAUUAUGUUGUCACAAGUGGUGCAUCAACCGAACAAGCCUGGUACCUUGCGAGAGCGACUUCAGCGAGUGGCACUGGAAUUCACUGAGCGGUAUGUGGGGGCCGAAAAGAACUGUGACCCACAGACGUGGUCUACCUUCAGUUUGUUGAAAGAACUGGUCAUUUUCUUUGAUCACUAUCACAACAAAAACUUUCAACCAGCUCUCGAAGUACUAGAACGGAUCAAGCUGGUACCGCUGAAGAUGUCCGAUUUGGAAGCUUGUGUGCAUAAUUUUAAACGUCUUGGCGGCGAGGUAUGCAAGGUUAUCCCAGAUUUGCUGAUUUCGACCAUGGAUAUAGCCUACAACAAGUAUAAAGCGCUGAAGGGAAAAGAUGUGACCAAAUUUGACGAUGCCGGGAGGGAAAGUCAACUAAUCUACCUUCGUGAGCAGGCGAAAGCAUUGACCAACAUGGCAGCGACUGUCCCCUAUCGAAUGCCUGGUGAUACCAACAAUCGUCUGGUGCAAACGGAAAUUCUCAUGCACUAGGUUCGGAUGAGCAAACCAGU